AUGCUGGUAGCGGAUUUCGACCGAACAGUGCAGGGCAUGGAGGUCAAUAUCGUAACGGCCCAGUUCCAUCCAGUCGUGAGUGCUAGCCAGUCAUUUCGGUCUAACGUGUACAGUUCGCCAUCGCCGUCCCCGUCGCCGUCUCAUUACACGACGGUUUCUAAUGUCGCGGAUAUGAAGCAGCAACAGGGAGUCAUGCAGUCACAGGGUAUUAGUGACUACGGUUCCCAGCCAUUCCAGUACCCGAUGAUGCAACCGAGGCCGCGUGCACCUAUGCCGCCGUAUUACACCACCGGUGCGGGCAGGGCGUUCAUGCAGUUCCCUGCUAAUGCCCAGUAUCCGAUGACGUUGCUGAUGCCAGGAGCGAUCCCGAUGCAGGCCAAUGGGCAAGCUGGGAUUCCUGGGAACUGUGGCGGCGGGCAAGCCCAGCUACCCGAACAACAGAUGUUCGUUUUAGGAUAUCAGCAACGUGGACCAAACCAGCGUCCUGUUCAGCCGCAGUUCGUGCCACCUUGUGAGUAUGAUCCUGAGGAUUUCACUCUUACGUAUGCCUAUCAACCCAUGCAACAAGUGGUGAAUCAGGCUAUGAGGGCGCCGCUGCAAGGCGGCCCUGAUCCAAGCAUGGCUGGCCACAUGUCCAUGCCGAGCCAGCCGCCGCAGCCGACACAGCGAACGAAGACCCUUGUCACUAUUGUAAAUCCCAAUACUGGCGAGAACGUCCUAGAGAGCUUGCGCGCAGAUGCCGCCCCCAAAGCGCCUGCGGAUGUGGCUCCUCCGGGCCCUCGUGUGUCGCACGCAUUGGACAUCAAAGACCCGAACGAAGUUAGGGAAGGUGUUGAAGUUGCGGAAGCCCACGAGGAACCGAUUCCUGAAGAAAAUGUCGAAGUUCAAGAACCGACUCCGGUUACUUCAACCUUGGUAGGGAAAGAAACGAUUGAUACUGUGAAACCUGAACCGCCUGUGCCUGACGUGGAGACGAAGGAAUUGGAAGAAGAUGUAACUGUUAGCGGAAAUGUUGACUCCACCGAGGCUGUCGCUGAGACACCUGUCUUGAUGAAUGGCGAUGAACCCGCAGUUACGGAAUCUGUCCCCGAUGAACUACUGUAG
Notodromas monacha is the source of this 1104-nucleotide messenger RNA. Lineage: Eukaryota; Metazoa; Arthropoda; Ostracoda; Podocopida; Cyprididae. The record is from the annotation of a GenBank genome assembly.